This is a messenger RNA of Bombina bombina (fire-bellied toad), 1520 nucleotides long. Its product is annotated as ficolin-1-like. Bases 14 to 967 code for a protein of 317 amino acids. The transcript is spliced from 9 exons. The record is from RefSeq and is a predicted model, not a curated record. Lineage: Eukaryota; Metazoa; Chordata; Amphibia; Anura; Bombinatoridae.
CCUAACUACAGACAUGUGGGCUUCAGUACUCACAGUGCUCAGCCUAGUGACCUCAUUGGCUAAUGCUGCUGACACCUGCCCAGAAAUAAAGGUUGUGGGAGUUGGAGACUCGGACAAGUUGACCAUCCUCAGAGGUUGUCCUGGGAUUCCAGGUUCUCCUGGUCAAAAAGGAGACGCUGGGUCAGCUGGAGAGCAAGGGUUAAAGGGUCUUUCAGGAAGUGCAGGAAAGGCCGGCCCACCUGGGCAAAAAGGUGAGACUGGUUCAUCUGGAAUAAAGGGAGAGAAAGGAGAAAAAGGAGAUAUCGGCAAAGCAGAGCCCCAGUACGUUGCGAGGAACUGUAAGGAGCUGUUGGAUCAGGGAGAGGUCCUAAGUGACUGGUACACAAUAUACCCAGAUGGCGAGCGACCUCUGAAGGUGCUGUGUGAUAUGCACAUUGACGGAGGAGGCUGGAUUGUGUUUCAGCGGCGUUGGGACGGUUCUGUUGACUUCUUCCGUGAUUGGAAAUCCUACAAGACAGGAUUCGGCAACCGUCUGAAUGAGUUCUGGUUGGGAAAUGAUAAUAUUCACAAAAUAACGUCAGCAGGCACAUGGGAGCUGCGUAUAGAUCUUCAGGACUUUGAGAGCACAAAACACUUUGCCAAAUACACAACCUUCCAACUCCUGGGAGAGUCUGAGAAAUAUAAGUUAUUGCUUGGAGCCUUCACGGAGGGCACUGCGGGGGAUUCUCUAUCACAACACAAGGACAAACCGUUUACCACAAAAGAUCAAGACAAUGAUGAUAACCCAGGCAACUGCGCUCAAUAUUUCAAAGGAGGUUGGUGGUACGUCAAUUGCCACCAUUCAAAUCUAAAUGGAUUGUAUCAUCUGGGACAACACAGCAGUGAUGCAGAUGGUAUCAACUGGCACACUGGGAAGGGUCAUAAAUACUCUUAUAAGUUUUCUGAAAUGAAGAUAAGACCAGUGUAAAAAAAAUGUAUAAAAAAGUAGUCUCACGACAAAUUCUGAUCAAUAUACAGUAUGCUAAAAACCAUAACUUAAAUAAGAUGAGCUCAGCACUCUUCAUAUUAUUAUAAUUAUUUCAUAAUUGCGGAGGCUCCUGUCUACCAAUCCAACUGUGGGAAGUUUUUCUUACCAGCCAAUAACAAUGUAUACUGUAGUAUGUAAUGUGUGUUUCUUGGUAGCUUCAGUUUAAAUUAAAACAAAGCCUGGUUGGAUAUUUUUCAUGCAGAAAAUGUUUAAAUGUUUAUAACUAUCUUUCAUAUGCUAGAUAAUGAUCUACUUGCAAUACUUAUCUAAAUAUAACUUGUAUAAGUCAAGGACAGCACAAUAUAUACAAUAAAACAUGAUACUUUUUUAACAAAUGUGCUAACACAGAAUAUUAAACCUAACUGAUAUUUGUUUAAUGAAUUAUUUUUGAAAAAUGCUGGAUUUAGACGAAAUUUGCUUAAGAAAAAGAAAAUAAUAAUAAAAAAUAACACAUAUAUAUAUAAUUAAAUUGCAAUAAAAUGUAUCAACCAUC